This is a messenger RNA of Coregonus sp. 'balchen', 25800 nucleotides long. NCBI's taxonomy places the organism in Eukaryota, Metazoa, Chordata, Actinopteri, Salmoniformes, Salmonidae. The record is from the annotation of a GenBank genome assembly.
AUGUCAUGCACGGUGUGAUUUAUACAUUUUUGUUGAGUUCAUCUACCAAUUAAAUAUCCUGGUUAGGCUAAUCUUAAUUGGAUGUAAACAGCACAACUCAUCUCUUCAUGAAUUUACAAAUCAUUAUGGCAUGCGUGAGAUCAGAGGGGCAUACUACAAAGCAAGAUCAGUGAGUUAGCUAUCCCAAAGGCCGACAGAUGGCGAUAUUGAGUUGUUUCAUUUUACCGUCGAAACACAUUGUAUUAGGGGUGUAACGAUUCGUUUUAACAACGAUUCGAUUUGUAUCACGAUUCGUGGUUGUCGAUACGAGUCAAGGACGAUAUUGGUUCAUUUAGAACGAUACGAUCCGAAACGAUUCAGUGACUUGAAAUCGAUUCAGUAACCUUUUAGCCAAAAAUUCAACCAGUGUGACUGAAAUAAAUACCUGGAUACUGGACAGUGCAGGUGAAGUUUCCUAGAUUCCUGUUUCUUGUAAGGACCGCAAUGGUGGCUUGAUAAUUUCUCGCUCGUCGGCUUCUCCUCUGUCGUCCGCCAUGCUAUGUUUUGUUGUCUUUGCGCCUUUGCGCUGCUGUUGGCGCGAUGACGUCACGGAUAGGCAGACUGAAUCGAGUAAUGUUUAAAGCCUUUAUCAUUAAAAGUGCUAAGAAAAAACAUCCAUAUAAAGUCUGACGUGCUUAAAUCCAAUGGGUUAUUUCCUAUUAUCGAUACAAUCGAUUUAUUACAUUUUAAAACGAUGUUAGAUCGAUAUAUGUUGUCCAAAAGGCCAACUCGCCGAGCACAGAUCGAUGUAGUUGGAUCAUAGGAAUAUAAAUCGAUACAUCGAUGUAGUAGAUGGAUCGUUACACCCCUACAUUGUAUGCAGCCGGCAAUACAUUCUUAUCCCUAGUGGACCGGUUCAUACCUAAAACAUUCUCCAUUCAGGUUGCAUAGGCUUCAAUUUCCUCCAUAUCUUUAUUUAAUGGGGAUAAGUAAAAAAUUAAAAUAAAUACUCCAUAAAAAAGGGGCAAAUAUGCAGACUUUUCUUAUGAAAUACCAUUUUCCAACACCAUGCAAAAGUGGUUAAAUGUUAAUCUCGGAUGGUGUGUAUUGCAUUCAGCCAAUCGGGUUGAAACUAUCAGACCAGGGGUUCUGUUUCUUUUACACCUGCUGGUUGUAGCUACAUAUGUUUGAGCAAAGAUUAUGGAUAUACUGACAAGAUACAUGUCUCUACGCCACAACAAUGGGAGUCGUUGUCCACAAAGCAGCACGGCGUGCUGUCUAGCUCCCGCCUAUCCUUUCUUUGGAUUGGUGGAUACAUCUCAUUACUGUAAUCCUUUUUUGAAUAUUCGAUGAAUGUGUUUGAAGUCAAACGCCUGUAUUCAGUGGAUAGAGAUGCUAUGCUACUAGCCUCAUGCCAUGAACAUGUUACUACCCUCAAAAUGGAGAUCUGAGAGCAGUAGGAAAGUAAUCUGAAAUGCGGUGGGAAAAAAGGAAGCGCAUGAGAAUGUUUCAACUUCAUCAAGUGACUCCGUUUUAAUAAUGAAGCCAGCUCAGAACUCCCUUGAUUCCUAACCUAACACCAAAGUUAGAGUACCCUCUUGUAUCCUGACUAUAAUUGCAUCUACUACUGCAUAAUAAAUGUAUAGACUUAGUCCAGCAAAAUUUUAAAAAAGUAUCCCCUUUACCUUUAGUUCUAAGUCAAUGAUUUUCAACCCGCUACACUCUCCCCCUCUUUAAAUAGUGGCUCCUGCCAUUACUCAGUAAGUCUGUAACUGAGCGGGUAUGUUUGGUGUUCUGUAUAGGUUUUGGUACUGGUAUUGAUAUUGGCAACACUGCUGACAUUGGAGUUUGGUAUAAGGCAUGGAUGUUAGGUCUCCACACCUGAUAGGUCGGCUGUCCAAGUGUGUCAUAGGUUAGCAUGCCCCUUGGUUUUUGGAUCUGUUGGGAUCUUCUGACAUCCAUCCCUUCCUCUACGCACUGCUGAUCUGAAUCAGUGAGGUCAUUCAUACAUGAGGAACCAUUGUGUUCAGUUUCGGGAGCGUCGUAUCUCCUUUCAACAUGAUCCUCUCCCUUUGGCAUUGACCCCAUCCUCAUUGUUUGGUUCUUCUAGGAUCUCUGAUUCCUGCUCCAUGUUCUCAUCCUGACUACUUUCUGUAUCCUGAAAACGGGGAUGAAAUGCAUAGGCCUGUUCUGUCAGUGAUUUUGUCUGAGGUCUUGGGUGUUCUGUGCUUGCAACUGGGUUAACUCCUGGAGACCAGAAGUCUUCCUCCUCAUCAGAGUUGCUGAAGUUUCAUCCCCAUCUCCUCCAUGUUCUGUGUUUGAUGUUAUUUUUCUAGCAGGCGGUUUCCUCUCUUCCAAGGUCUCAUGUUCCACAGGUAAGUCGUUCACUAACAUCAGCAUGUUGUGAUGGAGCACUCUGAUGCCCUUAGCACCAUUCUCCCUUUUUACCUUGUAGACUGGUCCUUCCCCAAUCUUCUCUACCCCCCUGUGUAUGGCUGCCUCCCAGUAGGCCCGCAACUUGCCCGGUCCUCCUCUCUCUGACAUAUUCUUCACCAAGACUCUGUCUCCAGGUUGGAGGGCCACUGCCUUUGCACCAUGGUCAUAGUGUCUUUUGCUUUUAGCCGAGGACUUUUGACUGUUUUCAGAUGCAACUCUGUAAGCUUCCUGCAUUUUGUUGACCCAGUUCUGAGCAUGGACUGGGUGUGACACCUGUUCAUCAGUCUGAUUGAGGCCAAACAACCGGUCAAUGGGCAGGCGGGGUGGCUGGCCAAAGAAAAGGAAGUGUGGUGAGAAGUCUGUUGCUUCGUGACGAGUGCAGUUGUAUGCAUGUACGAUAUGAGGCAAGUGGUCUUUCCAUUGAGAUUUAUUUUCUUCAGGAAGAGUGCAUCAGUAGCAGCGUACGAUUAAUCUGUUCUACUGGGUUUCCCUGAGGAUGAUCUAGCUUUGUGCGGGAGUGGCCGACCCCUGCCAGCUCCUGAAGGCUUCCAAAGAGUUUGUUUUCAAAUUCCCAGCCUUGAUCGUGGUGGCGCCUCUGAGGAUAUCUGAUUUUCUCUGCUGCUGUCUUUGCAGACUUGUUGCGGGUGGCGUAGGCCUGUGUAAACCUAGUGAAAUUAUCAACUAAUACUAAGAUGUCACGUGUCCUACUUAUAUCAGUACACUCGUAACAACUUAAGCAUUACGAAAUGUCUAUUCGAUCAAAUACACGUCACGUAGCAAAUAAGCCAUUAAUUGACCUCCAUACAAAAACUCAUUUCUUGGUGGGCGAAACGAAAAAAACACCACCUGCUGCAUGGAGACAGAUUUUCCGCUGAGUUGGGCCUCCCUCUUCCUCUCUGGUUUGUGUCUCGUCGGGGACAAUUUUAGCAUUUUAGCUAACCCUUUUCCUAACCUUAACCUAAUUCUCCUAUUCUGCCACGUUAAUUAUCCUAACCUGCUGCGUAAAUUCUCCUAACCUUCUACGAAAAGUCACUUCUGCUAGUCAAAACUGGUAGACCCGCCCUGAGAACAGUCUUGGUUUCCACUAAUGCGAUACAGCGCUGCUUUAGGUUAGGGGUGAAAAAACCGACUGCUGCAACCUGAUUGGCUGAACAAGAUAUACAACAUCCGGGAUUAGCAUUUAGCCACUCUAGCAUGGUGGUGGAAAAUUGUGUUUCAUAAGGAACACAUAUUUUACCAUUUUCUUUCCUGUCUUCUUGCCAUUAAAUAAAGUUAAGGAGGAAAUCGAAGCCUAUGCAGCCUGAAUUGAGAAUGUAUUGCCGGCUGCAUAUAAUGCGUUUGGAUGGUAAGAUAAAUUACUAAAUAUUGCCAUCUGCCAGCCUUUGGGCUAUAAGUUAGCCAGCUAACUUGCCUAAGUGUUCUGAAAAAACGUUUAAUUUUUUCGAAAGAUAAGCUUAAAAUGGGCAUGGUCUCAUUGACUCAACAACCAAAAACACAUCUAAGCUUUCUUAAUGAACCAGAAAAUCAAUAGUUAUUUCUGGUUGUUCAUCAAAGUUAGCUGGCUAACCCAUUGAUCCUGCUUUGUAGUAUACCCCUCUGCCAUUGUGUGAGAAGGAAAAUAGAUUCCACAUUAUCUAAUAGAAACUGCAUUUACUGUUUAAGAGAAACCACACUCCUUACCCUUUCUCUGGUACCCCACCUAGGGCAAGUUCAGUCAUGCAGCAAUUCUUAGAGAAUGCGGUUUAGCUGUGGUUGUUUUGAAGGUGCAAUUAGGUUUAAUUUAUCUUGGUAGGUUUGGUUCUUGAUGAUCCCUGUUUGGAUUCUACUGGGGUGACACUACAAGUUCAAAGGUACCCUGGAAUGACAACCUGACCAUCCUUCAUGACUGUUAAAAUUCUAAUUAUAGCUGGUAAACAAUACUGAAACCAAAGCUUCUAACUGGGUGCAAGUCUCCUAAACCAUAAUUAUGGACAGUCUGCCGAUGCUUUCUUCCUUAGUCUCAGGAAAUGCAGGCUUUCCUGUAUAACACACAUACAAAUAAAGCAAGUGGGUCAGUGUUAAAUUGACAGUUUUCAGUGUAGGAUGAGUCCUGGCUGUGAGAGUACACUACAUACAUUAGAUUUAGGUCAAACCAAACAAAAGGUGUAAUUUGCGGAGCCUGAAUGACGACUGUCUCUGGUCAAAUUUAUUCCUUAGCCUCCUCCUAGCUGGCUCUGCUGAAAUGCAGCACAGAAUUAUUAUUAUCAUGAGCAGCACUGUGGAAUUUCACCAUGUCUCCCUUCUCUAAAUGCUUUCAGCUUUCAACUUAAUGUGCAAUGUGUCCAAGAACUUUGCUUCCAGCAAACAGAGUACAGUAACUAAAUUGGAAAGGAAUCUGCCGGGAACAGGAGUCUGAAUAUAUUUAGGCAAGAUUUCACAUAGGGACUUAGGCCUCUCCAUACAGUUUGGAUGGUGCAUACAAUGAGGGGCUGUGCAAGAUCAUGAAUAUGAGUAUUGCAUGCCAAACUGGGGGGUUGUGGUGGCUCACUGACUGACUGACUGACAGACUGACAGACACCCCUCUGGCUGCUAAAAGCUCCAGCGCCUUGUUCCUGCCGUUGCCUUCAUUUCUCCUCCGGGUUUUAUUUUUGGCUACUGACCUUGACAGGAGCCUAUCCUCUCCAGCUUCCUCCGGCCAAACACAUCCCGUCUGCCUUCCACUACAUCAGGAGUGUGCUGUUGAAAGAUAAUAGUGUCAUCAUUCUCUCUAGAUUGUACUUUCUCUUCGGCAGGUUUUUCUUUGCUUUCUCUUCGGAGUGUUUUAACUUGUUUUGAAGUGUUGAUGGAUGAAUAAUAACUUUUGUGUCCUUUGAUUUGCAGGUCUUUCUUUAAGAGGAAAGGAGGGAGAAGAGCAGUCACCAACUCUGUUUAAAGGAAGAGUGGUUUAAAACUAAAAAGAAAAGGAUAGAACACAGACCCCUGUAAAACUCAUUGCCUUCCAUAGGCUACUGUGGCUAAACCAGUCGCAGGACAGACUCACUGUGUUUGAGUGUCUGUCUGUACCGGGAGGGCCCUCAUGCCUCCACCAACCAUGCAGUGAGGGUGAGCUGGCAGUGUGCCCCCUCUCACCAUGCUGGCUCUGGGCCUAGAAGAGGGGAGAGGUGGACAGGGCCAGGCUACUGUGGCCUGGCAGGCACCCUCCUCAGGGAGGCCUCUAACCCAGGACCCAGGGAGGCCUCUAACCCAGGGCCCAGGGAGGCCUCUAACCCAGGACCCAGGGAGGCCUCUAACCCAGGACCCAGGGAGGCCUCUAACCCAGGACCCAGGGAGGCCUCUAACCCAGGACCCAGGGAGGCCUCUAACCCAGGACCCAGGGAGGCCUCUAACCCAGGACCCAGGGAGGCCUCUAACCCAGGACCCAGGGAGGCCUCUAACCCAGGACCCAGGGAGGCCUCUAACCCACAAACCAGGCCUCAACAUCAAGCAGAAGAUCUCUCAGUGGGAAGGCCUCUGUCAACCAGACAGCGGUGGGAAGGCUGAUAGGGUCAAAGUGCUUGCACCAGUUGCAUCCCGAUCUCUUUCGGAGGAUGUCCAGGGUAACGGAGUAUGUAGUGACAGUAGGAUAGGCGGACCUCACGGCAAAGCCAACCUCUCUAAAGCCAAAAGCCUGGGUUUAGAUUUCAGGGAAAACCUACAAGCACGGGGCAUACACACAGGCGUCAGCAGAAAGUCGGAUCCCCCUCAGAAUCACUCCUGUUUCAGUAAGACUUCAACUGCAAUAUCAGAGUCCAAGCCAUUUACAGCACCUUCGCAAACUCUUACAACAUACACUACAAACAUCUUCCAAGUAGAAAGGAUCAUCACCACCAAUGGCGAACUGAAGGUGGGUGGUGUGUUGGAAGUUAAGUUGACCAAACCCCUACCUCUGUCAGUGGAUGACCAUGGUGAGAGCCUGCCCCCAGGGAAUUUCUACACCUCAAGGGGCUUCUGGCGGAGGCUGGAGGGAAAUGAGUUGUUCUGGGAGAAGGGAAAAAAUACCUCAGCAGAGCCUCAGAGUGCUGUUGGUCCAGUGCCUCACCCGCCACUGAAACCACAACGGACGUUUCAGUAUCAAGGAGCAGACAGCACCCCAGCACAAUGGGUCCAAUGGGAUAGCAGGACUCCAUCUGCCAACCAAUCCAACACCAAGAGCAAUGGCAUAACCCACCCACCUAGCUUCCCACCACCCCUGUGUCCUGUCAGCCGUGGCAAUGGGUUUUCCAGACACAAAAAUAGCAGGUAAGAUCAUGAUACUGACACCACUAGGCUAAAUCUAAAAGGUCAGUGGGUGUGAGUUAUGCCAGAGUAGAAUAGAGAAGGUCUUUAAUUUGCCAUUUUAAACAUAGAAAAGUGUUGGCAUUUUCCUUUCGUAAUGGCUUUAGUCAAAGGAAACCUGGUUGUUUGAAAUACAAAACAAGUUAACAAUUACUUGGGGUGAAAGUAUUUCUCUGUCGUAAGCUAUUGUGCUCUCUCAUACAGUGUCCUUAGUUCUAAAUGUAGCAUUGUUUUAUAUUAAGUCUGAAAGAAGGAGAAUGAGAGUGUUUUAGAGGCACAGUUUGCAUGAGAGAAGGGUCAGAGUCUAGCAUUUGGGCGGCCUCCAGGUCUGAUGUCACAUGAUCUUUGGCAGCAUUGCAGACUAUUGUCUGGAUAUGGCCUACUUCCACAGCAGCCAACGGUCCAGGGGUCACAUUUCGUUGUUUUAACACACGCAAACAAAACACACACAACAUAACACAACACACACUGGCCUUGAUUGUUGUAUUCCACUAACGUAGUCUCUUUAUGAGGGCAAUUCCAUACGAGCACACAGUAAGGUUUCAAAUGACACCAAUAUUGGCUUUGUAACAUCUACAGACUCAUUGUUGUAGUGUCUUUAACAAAGGCCUGGGUAAGGCCUAAAUGCCACAAAUUUCCCAACUUUAAUCAGUUAUUCUCAAUCAGUCUAUUAGGUCUACUCUUGUAUCUCUUUCCUGCUCUCUCUUGCUCACACUCUCCAUAUUGACCUUAGCUAUUAUCCACGUGUUCAAUAUAUUUUUCUCUAAGCUCUCCUUGCUUCUAUUUUACACACUUUUUCUCAGCUUUACUUCCUCCCGGACUCGCCUUCCUACGGUCUUUAUCAUCUUCACUAUCAACUUGCGAAAACCCUUCCAAUGCCGAGACCCUUUGGCUGAACAUAAGAGGACAAUACCAUGCUGACUGGCCCCAUCUCAUGUCCCCUCUCCCUCCCUCUUCACAGGAAGUCAUUUGAGUUUGAGGAUGUGGUGCGGUUGACAGAGCAGCAGGGAAGUGAGGCCAAGCGCUCUGGCCUAUACCACGCCUUCUCUGACGACAACAUUUAUGAGGACAUUAUCUGUGAGUUCCUCCCUCGACACAAACCGAAAAAAGACACUUCACCAGGGUUUUUUCUGCAUAGAAAAGUUUAGGGUUUUUUAGCAUAUUUUCUUCUGGGAUAAAAAAAAGCUUAAAUGACUAAAACCAGAUAUAUUAUAUGUAGAAAAGAUAAUGGUUCUAUACAUUUUUAAAUAGGAUCAUCUUUGAGAACUAACAAUCACCAAAAUAGAAGCUAUAAAGUACUCCUGUAGCUCAGUUGGUAGAGCAUGGCGCUUGCAACGCCAGGGUUGUGGGUUCGAUUCCCACGGGGGGCCAGUAUGAAAAAUGUAUGCACUCACAAAAAAAACGAAAUUCUACAAAUUUUGCCAUGAGGCGGAGAGAACAUUUAGUAGUUAUACAGCAAAAAAGAGCGUCUGCUAAAUUUUAAAAAUGAUGCAUUCAGGAGUAUUUUUGUCAUGACGUGGGGUCCCCAUUGAUUUUGUUAUAAUGUUUGAGUCAGUCAGAUAGCAUAAGAACACAGCAUAAGCCAUGGCAAAAUUUGUAGAAUUGCAGGAAAUUAUCUUAGACAGCAAAAUGUUGUCUUCGCGGCCAAGAGGAGGGCCUUUAACAUUUUCGGUCAGUGGGCAUGGCCAAUGGCGUGCCCCACCCACCACCUAAGCUCCCAUUUUGAUCCAGAAAAACCCUGACUUCACUUAGGCAGCCUUAAGGCGUCCGCAUGCUUCCCAGCUGAAACAGUUUGGUAGUUCGUGCAUAUACAGUGGGGAAAAAAAGUAUUUAGUCAGCCACCAAUUGUGCAAGUUCUCCCACUUAAAAAGAUGAGAGAGGCCUGUAAUUUUCAUCAUAGGUACACGUCAACUAUGACAGACAAAAUGAGAAAAAAAAUCCAGAAAAUCACAUUGUAGGAUUUUUUAUGAAUUAAUUUGCAAAUUAUGGUGGAAAAUAAGUAUUUGGUCAAUAACAAAAGUUUCUCAAUACUUUGUUAUAUACCCUUUGUUGGCAAUGACACAGGUCAAACGUUUUCUGUAAGUCUUCACAAGGUUUUCAACACACUGUUGAUGGUAUUUUGGCCCAUUCCUCCAUGCAGAUCUCCUCUAUAGCAGUGAUGUUUUGGGGCUGUCGCUGGGCAACACGGACUUUCAACUCCCUCCAAAGAUUUUCUAUGGGGUUGAGAUCUGGAGACUGGCUAGGUCACUCCAGGACCUUGAAAUGCUUCUUACGAAGCCACUCCUUCGUUGCCCAGGCGGUGUGUUUGGGAUCAUUGUCAUGCUGAAAGACCCAGCCACGUUUCAUCUUCAAUGCCCUUGCUGAUGGAAGGAGGUUUUCACUCAAAAUCUCACGAUACAUGGCCCCAUUCAUUCUUUCCUUUACACGGAUCAGUCGUCCUGGUCCCUUUGCAGAAAAACAGCCCCAAAGCAUGAUGUUUCCACCCCCAUGCUUCACAGUAGGUAUGGUGUUCUUUGGAUGCAACUCAGCAUUCUUUGUCCUCCAAACACGACGAGUUGAGUUUUUACCAAAAAGUUAUAUUUUGGUUUCAUCUGACCAUAUGACAUUCUCCCAAUCCUCUUCUGGAUCAUCCAAAUGCACUCUAGCAAACUUCAGACGGGCCUGGACAUGUACUGGCUUAAGCAGGGGGACACGUCUCGCACUGCAGGAUUUGAGUCCCUGGCGGCGUAGUGUGUUACUGAUGGUCGGCUUUGUUACUUGGGUCCCAGCUCUCUGCAGGUCAUUCACUAGGUCCCCCGUGUGGUUCUGGGAUUUUUGCUCACCGUUCUUGUGAUCAUUUUGACCCCACAGUGUGAGAUCUUGCGUGGAGCCCCAGAUCGAGGGAGAUUAUCAGUGGUCUUGUAUGUCUUCCAUUUCCUAAUAAUUGCUCCCACAGUUGAUUUUCUUCAAACCAAGCUGCUUACCUAUUGCAGAUUCAGUCUUCCCAGCCUGGUGCAGGUCUACAAUUUUGUUUCUGGGGUCCUUUGACAGCUCUUUGGUCUUGGCCAUAGUGGAGUUUGGAGUGUGACUGUUUGAGGUUGUGGACAGGUGUCUUUUAUACUGAUAACAAGUUCAAACAGGUGCCAUUAAUACAGGUAACGAGUGGAGGACAGAGGAGCCUCUUAAAGAAGAAGUUACAGGUCUGUGAGAGCCAGAAAUCUUGCUUGUUUGUAGGUGACCAAAUACUUAUUUUCCACCAUAAUUUGCAAAUAAAUUCAUUAAAAAUCCUACAAUGUGAUUUUCUGGAUUUUUUUCUUCUAAAUUUGUCUGUCAUAGUUGACGUGUACAUAUGAUGAAAAUUACAGGCCUCUCUCAUCUUUUUAAGUGGGAGAACUUGUACAAUUGGUGGCUGACUAAAUACUUUUUUUCCCCACUGUAUUAUGACGACAUUUUGUGAAAUGUUUGUUUGUUUUGGACUUUGGCUGUUCACAAAAAACAAAUCUGGAGGCAAGUCGAAGUUCGGAGCUGAAGUCUACGACCUUUCGUCAGUCAUUGGUCAACAUUAGGGAUUCUUCAAUAAAGUCUUUGUUGUCAUUCAACGAGAGACGAGAGCAUGGAGAGGUCAGCGAUAGCCAGACUUGUAAAAUGGGCUAAGGAACAGAAGUUGUGUUUUGGAGAAAUGCCAUCAGUGCAUGCUCUGUAAGCAAUGCAGUGGAUGAAGGCGGGGCAAGAGUGUGGUGAACGGAUAGAUGUGAUUAUAGACAGCGAGGAAGCAGGAGAAGAGCCGAGUGUAGUGGGAAGAUGGAUGUUGAGGAAGAAUGGCGUCAGACAUGAUAAAGAAGAAUCUGGACCAGUAGGAGUGACAUUUUGGGAGAAAGUGGACCCUUGCCUUUUGGCAGAUCCAUUUGUGGUUUCAGGGUGGGUGAGAAAGGAGUUGGGUGUAGUUGAAUUAGUGAAGGUAACCGGUAGUGGACUUGUGAUAUUUGUUUGUGUUACUUCUGACCAGAGGGAGAAGGCGCUUCGUGUCACGCAACUUGGGUCAAGAUCUGUUUCUUGCUUUGCUCUUAGGAAUAGGGCACGAUUGAAAGGAGUGAUUUCUGUGGUAGCAUUAAGUGUGAAGUUGGAGCAAUUGAAGUUGAAAAUUCCUGGUGUUUGUGAUGCCCGCUGUUUGGUGCAACAGAGGAGUCAUUGUCAGUCCUUUUGAGUCUACGAGACAAAGUAAUGUUAGGAUAUAUCAGUUAUCCUGUUAGCGCAAUGGUCCAGAAUCCACUGCGCUGUUUCAGGUGCAACAUUUGUGGUCAUGUUGCAGCAGUGUGUAGGAGGAAGAUUCCAAGAUGUGGGAAGUGUGCAGGAGGGCAAGGGACAGAGGAUUGUGUAGUUUUGGUGGAUAAAGUUGUGUGUGUCAAUUGUAGGGGUGCUCAUGUUGCUGGGGAUCGGAAGUGUCUGGUGCGAGAGAGGCAGAUUGUAGUGGUCAGAGUAGUGCAGAGGGUGUCAUAUGCUGAGGCAGUGAAGAAAAUGGAGGAGGAUGGGUCAAGGGUGAGGGAUCCUGAGAGGAUCCCAGUGAGCAGUAGAUUUGUGCCAGUACAGAGGGAUGGAGUAACGAGUGAGUUAUGCUUCAGUAAGGUUGGCAUCUUAGCGUUCAUAGCAAUGGUUAUCAACUGUACCACAGAAAUGGAAAGUAAAUCACAGAAAAUAGAUGUUGUGGUGGAAGCUGCAGAGAAGUAUUUGGGUAUACAAGAUUAUACUUCAGAAGAGUUACAGGGUGUGUUGAGGGGUGGUGUCCUGUCCUCCCAGGCUGUUGGCAUGAGCAGGAGCAGAUAGGGUCAAAGUAGUAGAAUGGGGUAGUGGGUUUUUAAUGAGUGUAGGUGGCAACUGCAGAGAAGUACCUGGGUGUAUGAGAUUUUACUGCAGAAGAGUUAAUGGGGUGGUGAUUUAUAUUUUUAUGAAAUAGUGGUAUAUAGGUGUAGGGUUAGUUGGUGGUGCAAUUUAUUUAUAUAUUUUUCCUUUUAGGAACAGGAAUAAUUAAAUGUAUGUAGGUAGGCCAUGACUGGCCUCACACGUUAGUACAGUAGUUGGCGGUAUCGUGACGUGACUUUCAUUAUUGUGAUGACUAUUAUUUAUCGAAUAAUUACCUACUAUGUUUAACUGUUACUAGAUUAAAUUAAUCAUGUAACAAUUAACUCAUUAGGAACUUGGGGCACCACGGGAAAAGUUGUUUAACAUGUUACCGUUUCCCGAAUUAACUAAAGAUAUCUCGUCAUUUAACAUUUAUUAAUAAUUUACCUCAUAUCAGUCUCAUUCUGAAAGUCGUAGACUCGAAGUCUUCACGAACCCGGGUCUUACUGAUCAUUCCGUACCACACAAAUUGAUUUAAUUAUUUAUUUACUAACUAAUUAAAAUGAUAACACAAGAUACAAACACGUACACAGUAUAGGUAGGGAUUAGAAACGUAAUACAAUGAAAACGGGUCCCUAGCGGACUAACACAAUAUGACACUUAUUACAAAAGAUGGCAAGUUAAAGAGAGAGAGAGAAAACACUUGGAUACACAUGGACCUACACUCACAGUAAUCUUAAUACCUUGCCCCGAACUGCCACCCGUUUGGUAAGAAGUAAUGCAUGUAUUUACGUGUUGGAGGUAUUCGUCGUGUAUCUCUGUUGGACCCAGGCCUUCGUGGGAGGGGGUCGAUUGGACCAUCUCUUUCGGAUGGCCUUCUAGAUGUAAGGCUCAGAUUGUCCACAAGAGGUCACAAUGUCCUUCUUCUUAGAUGUCUGUUUACUUUCACUCGUUCUGGAAGUGGUCUUCUGAGUACAGCUAAUCAGCCGUGUUGAUGAUCCCAUGUGGGGUGAUGAGAGCAGUGUAGUAGACGAUGGUUUGAAGAGAGUAACAGGAUGGUCCCACUUAAAUUCACCUUCUUAGAUACAGUACUUAGAACAGCUACUCAGCCGUAACAUUGAUUGUUAGUGGAGGCAACUUUGUCGUCUUCACCUCGUGUUGAUUUUCAGGGUCGGGACCAAUAUGGACCUCGCUGCAGCAUGAGGACCGUCUGAUCUGAUCAUUCUUAACUCAAUCUUUUAUGCACUCUGGUAAAGAGGGGCGUUUCCGUCAUACUGACACGCUCUCUGAGCUCCCUCAGGCAUGGCUAGUUACGAGGCAAAAGUAUUAUCAUCACUAUGAUCUUGUUAGAAAGCUAAAAUCACAUUCCUAUCUUCACGAAAACAUUGUCUUCCUCCUUGAUAUUUUCUACACAAGGUAAAGGAUGUAACCCUGAUAUCCACAGUGUAAAAGCUCUUCAAGUCACAGUGUUUUCGUUAUAAUGCCUUUAUUCAAUUUUUAAUGACAUCACAAAAUAGGCAUUAAUUUUCCAUAUUCCAUUUCUCAUCAUUCCCAACAUUUGGAUGUUGAAAUAUAUUGUCCCAAUGUUCAUUGUUGAAUGUUGAAGUUUUUGGGCGGCAAAAAGUAUCUGAAACAAAGGCAUUCCUUUCACCAUACUAGAGGGUCAGAGAGAGAUUCUCCUCCUCUCUAAUUUAUGUCAGUGUUAAGGUGUCAAGACCGGCACAGCCCCCCCCCCCCCCCCCCCCCCCCCCCCCCCCCCCCCCGUGGGUAAGAGGGUCUGGUUGUUGUCGGCCAUUUGCCAAGCUGAUGUGAGGCCUUUGAUCCUCACCCAGGGAGAGUCAUGACAGCGGUGUAUGCACCUUUUAACUUGGAUGCGAUCUGCCAACCCAGUCCCAAAGAAGAAGAACAAGAGACUACUCGUUUUCGUGCAAAUGUUUUCAUUGAAAAAUACUGCACCAAACAUCAGUCGCGGAAUUUUACAUCUAAGAUCUCUUCGGCAAAAACGUCAAAAUUAAUGACCGAUUUCUUGAGUUAUCUUAGAUUAAUUCUGACUGGCGUCUCAAAAUGGACAAACAGUACUAUUGCCACUUAUUUCUAUUUUUUUCAAGCGAAGGUCUUUUUAAGGGCGUAUUCGAGCACACUCGUUCGGCUAGGCGCCAGCCAAACUGAAGCAUGCUGACGCCUUUAGUCGCCUUACAAUCUCAGGAACCAUCAUAUAGGAGCCUUUCUUUUCUUAUUUCCCCAUUCGUAACAACUGAUAAAGAAAAGUGUGGGAUAUAGAUUGUCUCCACACUGUCACCUGUCAAGUCUCUUUCUGAUCAGUGGUGGAUGUGAGGAAAAAGAAAAGCAGCCAUUUAAGACCUUUUUGACUUAGUCAUGGACUAUUAGCAAAUAUCUACUGUAUGUAUACUGUGUAUGUCAUCUGUCUCCAUCACCUUUGACCCUGGCCAGCUGGACCCCUGACCAGAGACAACCCAUAUGAGGAUGUCAAGCAGUCUCCUACUAUGUGUCUCCCCAUCGGGCGUCCCCGACCCUGGACCAUGGCACAGAGACCGAACCCUCGCACCCCAAAGGUAGUAAUGGCAGCUGUUACAGGAGAUGUGAAACAGUUGGUAUGAUAUUUAAAAAAAAACAUGCUUUAAUCUUUCAUUAACACCUUGUCUCCUCUGUCGCAGCUCCCUCCCAAGCCUCUCACGUUGCGGGUGGAGAGGAAGGAGUCACCUACAGAAGCGCCCCCUAGACCUGCCUUACCCAAGCGACCCACAACCACCCAUAAAACACACAGACUGCCUCAGGUAAACGCACACAAGCAUUUCAUAAAGUUGAAACUUUACUGAUGGCCCUAUCCAAUCUAAACCAAACUGGUGCCCAUUACAAAACAACCUUUGUCAGUGCAACAAGGAAGUGUGCUUGAAUCACAUUUAUUUGAUUGGACACCAUUUUUGGACUAGUUUAAGUGGCCAGACAUAGCCAGAAAUGUCAACAUCAAUGUGAUGAUAUAUCACAUGAAUGUGAUUUAUUUGUAUCUGAUAAAUAUACCUGUGUGUGCGCGUGCGUGGUUUCCGUGACGCAGUAUGUCAACAGGAUUCAUGUGAUCUUUGACACCAAGCGAGGGAAGAAGAGAGUGAAGAGCCAGGGAGGUUCAGCUCGAGGUAUGACAAUUAUUACCCUUCAACUUGUCUACAAGAUGUAGAUAAAGUGCAUUCUGUAAAGACCCAGCGUUUUGAGAUACGUUACAUCACUGGUACAAAUACAGUACAAAGACUGUCUGUCUCCUAUAAUGUCUCUUUCUUUCAUCCCUUUAUUACACUCACUCACUGACACACACACACACACACACACACACACACAACAGAGGAGACCAGUGGAACUGAGAGUGACCCAGAGGACAACACUAAAGGUACUACUAUAGCAUUGACCUGUGAAAUUCCACUCCCAAAUAAAUGUUUGGCAGACGUUUUUUGAAUGUUGAGAUCAGUCAAUGUCCCACGCCGUCUACAGUUGUGUAGAUCCAUUCAUUUUCCAUUCACAUUUGUUCACAUUCCAUUGUCAUUUAAUCAAAGCGAGAUAUAUGAUCCUGUUCCCAACCAGAUUCACUCAUUAGGUAUUUUGAAAAAUUGUCACUGUCUCCACCAGGAGGGUCCAGGCGCUCAGUCUAUGUCCAGUCCACGCUAAAGCGGAGGCCAGGCUACCGCACCCUGGAGAAGGACCUGAUCCAGCUCCAGCAACAGCAGCUCUUCCAGUUCUUUGUGGUGGUGUCACUCAGAAAGAGUUUCUCAGGAAACACCUACUCCCCUGAGAUCACGCAACAGUUUCCCAACAAGGUUAUUGUCAAUUGAAACCAAUUGAAGCCAACCUCUUUCAGGUGGGGGGGGGCAACAGAGCUAGGUGGAUAGACCCACUUACACAAUUUGUAUAGGGGAAACACUGCUUGAUUUACCAUGGAUGGGCUCAGCUCGAAGGAAACCCCAGAAUUUUUAUUUUUUUAGUUGCCAUUGUACUAUUGUCUCUUGUUUCUGUUUUGCUGGCCAGGGGGUAAAUUUAGUCGCUCUAUAUCUUUAUCCUUUCUUAACGGCUAUAGUUUGAGAAGUCUUCUUGUCACUCCCGUGAAGCAGAAGACCGGCUGAAGGCCAUUCCCAAGUUCUGCUUCCCAGACUCUCAGGACUGGCGGCCUUCUGGAGACCUGCACAGGUAAGCUGCUGUCACAUUCACAUUAUGGUCACAGUAUGUAGCAGUGGUGUUACAAUAAGGCUAUUCAUGUAAUAUAAAUAUUAAUAUAACCACUUAAUAUGAGCAUUGAAACAGGUAAAACAUUUCAAAAGUAGCUACGUUUUUGUAAUUAUCACUGUGCUAAAAUUAAGUUAAUGUAUGAUGAUAUAAGAAUUAAGUCCAAGAUAUGGCAAAUGAAAGGGAGAUUUAUCUAGUGAUUCAGACAAAGAAGAACAUGAUUGCAGUUCAUAUGACAUGCUUAUUUUUUUCCCCGCAGGGAGACUGCACUAGAACACUGCUGAACUCUACCACAUUGUGUAUCCCUGUCCUAUUGUCUAUCCUUCUAUCUGUCUUUGUAGUGAAACCUUCUCUUUUGUCUUGACGGGAGAGGAUGGCAGCCGGUGGUUUUGUUACUGUCGUAAGAUCCUGGUGAGUGUGUGUGUAUGAGUCAUUACGUUGUGUGUGUGUGUGUGAGGACUUGGCAGUAAAGUGCUUACUCAACAUUUCUAAGGGAUAUACUCCAUCUGAGUCAGAGGCUGUAAAACCUCUAAAUCAAUGACCCAAACUAAACAGAAUUUCCCAUUUGUCCACAUGUUAAAUCCAUGCCUGUACAUUUAAUGUUAGAUUUGUGUGUUUUAAAUGCAUUGCAGUAUUGUUUAAUAUGACUAUUUUAUGGUCUGGACUGAGUUUCUGUUACCCCUGGAAUGCCAGUGUUGAUAUAGCAUUGCAAUAACAUUGUUGAUACUGAAUGCUAGAGUUGGUUUUCAUGCCUAUUUCUGUGUUGAUUUGUGCCCUUUAGCCAAGCGGAAAGGGGAAAAGACUGCCUGAAGUUCACUGUAUUGUAAGCAGGCUGGGCUGCUUCAACCUGUUUGCUAAGGUAACCAGCAGUCUGAUUAAACUCUUCAUAAAAUUAAGCAAUGAGGCCUGAGGAGGUGUGGUACAGUGGGGGAAAAAGUAUUUAGUCAGCCACCAAUUGUGCAAGUUCUCCCACUUAAAAAGAUGAGAGAGGCCUGUAAUUUUCAUCAUAGGUACACGUCAACUAUGACAGACAAAAUGAGAAAGAAAAUUCCAGAAAAUCACAUUGUAGGAUUUUUAAUGAAUUUAUUUGCAAAUUAUGGUGGAAAAUAAGUAUUUGGUCAAUAACAAAAGUUUCUCAAUACUUUGUUAUAUACCCUUUGUUGGCAAUGACACAGGUCAAACGUUUUCUGUAAGUCUUCACAAGGUUUUCACACAUUGUUGCUGGUAUUUUGGCCCAUUCCUCCAUGCAGAUCUCCUCUAGAGCAGUGAUGUUUUGGGGCUGUCGCUGGGCAACACGGACUUUCAACUCCCUCCAAAGAUUUUCUAUGGGGUUGAGAUCUGGAGACUGGCUAGGCCACUCCAGGACCUUGAAAUGCUUCUUACGAAGCCACUCCUUCGUUGCCCGGGCGGUGUGUUUGGGAUCAUUGUCAUGCUGAAAGACCCAGCCACGUUUCAUCUUCAAUGCCCUUGCUGAUGGAAGGAGGUUUUCACUCAAAAUCUCACGAUACAUGGCCCCAUUCAUUCUUUCCUUUACACGGAUCAGUCGUCCUGGUCCCUUUGCAGAAAAACAGCCCCAAAGCAUGAUGUUUCCACCCUCAUGCUUCACAGUAGGUAUGGUAUUCUUUGGAUGCAACUCAGCAUUCUUUGUCCUCCAAACACGACGAGUUGAGUUUUUACCAAAAAGUUCUAUUUUGGUUUCAUCUGACCAUAUGACAUUCUCCCAAUCCUCUUCUGGAUCAUCCAAAUGCACUCUAGCAAACUUCAGACGGGCCUGGACAUGUACUGGCUUAAGCAGGGGGACACGUCUGGCACUGCAGGAUUUGAGUCCCUGGCGGCGUAGUGUGUUACUGAUGGUAGGCUUUGUUACUUUGGUCCCAGCUCUCUGCAGGUCAUUCACUAGGUCCCCCCGUGUGGUUCUGGGAUUUUUGCUCACCGUUCUUGUGAUCAUUUUGACCCCACGGGGUGAGAUCUUGUGUGGAGCCCCAGAUCGAGGGAGAUUAUCAGUGGUCUUGUAUGUCUUCCAUUUCCUAAUAAUUGCUCCCACAGUUGAUUUCUUCAAACCAAGCUGCUUACCUACUGCAGAUUCAGUCUUCCCAGCCUGGUGCAGGUCUACAAUUUUGUUUCUGGUGUCCUUUGACAGCUCUUUGGUCUUGGCCAUAGUGGAGUUUGGAGUGUGACUGUUUGAGGUUGUGGACAGGUGUCUUUUAUACUGAUAACAAGUUCAAACAGGUGCCAUUAAUACAGGUAACGAGUGGAGGACAGAGGAGCCUCUUAAAGAAGAAGUUACAGGUCAGGUGAGAGCCAGAAAUCUUGCUUGUUUGUAGGUGACCAAAUACUUAUUUUCCACCAUAAUUUGCAAAUAAAUUCAUAAAAAAUCCUACAAUGUGAUUUUCUGGAAUUUUUUUCUUCUCAAUUUGUCUGUCAUAGUUGACGUGUACCUAUGAUGAAAAUUAUAGGCCUCUCUCAUCUUUUUAAGUGGGAGAACUUGCACAAUAGGUGGCUGACUAAAUACUUUUUUCCCCCACUGUAUAUGGCUGUUCUUAUGCACGGCGCGACGCUGAGUGCCUGGAUACAGCCAUUAGCCUUGGUAUAUUGGCCAUAUACAGUGCAUUCGUAAAGUAUUCAGACCCCUUCCCCUUUUCCACAUUUUGUUACGUUACAGCCUUAUUGUAAAACAAUUCCUCAUAAUUAUACGCACAAUACCUCAUAAUGACAAAGCAAAAACAGGUUCUUUAGACAUUUUUGCAAAUGUAUAAAAAAUACAAAAACUGAAAUACCUUAUUUACAUAAGUAUUCAGACCCUUUGCUAUGAGACUCGAAAUUGAGCUCAGGUGCAUCCUGUUUCCAUUGAUCAUCCUUGAGGUGUUUCUACAACUUGAUUGUAGUCCACCUGUGGUAAAUUCAAUUGAUUGGACAUGAUUUGGAAAGGCACACACCUGUCUAUAUAAGGUCCCACAGUUGACAGUGCAUGUCGGAGCAAAAACCAAGCCAUGAGGUCGAAGGAAUUGUCCAUAGAACUCUGAGACAGGAUUGUGUCAAGGCACAGACCUUGGAAAGGGUACCAAAAAAAUUCUGCAGCAUUGAAGGUCCCCAAGAACACAGUGGCCUCCACCACUAAGACUCUUCCUAGAGCUGGCUGCCCAGCCAAACUGAGAAAUCGGGGGAGAAGGGCCUUGGUCAGGGAGGUGACCAAGAACCCGAUGGUCACUCUGACAGAGCUACAGAGUUCCUCUGUGGAGAUGGGAGAACCUUCCAGAAGGACAACCAUCUUUGCAGCACUCCACCAAUCAGGCCUUUAUGGUAAAGUGGCCAGAUGGAAGCCACUCCUCAGUAAAAGGCACAUGACAUCCCGCUUGGAGUAUGCUAAAAGGCACCUAAAGGACUCUCAGACCAUGAGAAACAAGAUUCUCUGGUCUGAUGAAACCAAGAUUGAACUCUUUGGCCUCAAUGCCAAGAGUUUCGCCUGGAGGAAACCUGGCACCAUCCCUACAGUGAAGCAUGGUGUUGGCAGCAUCAUGCUGUGGGGAGGUUUUUCAGCGGCAGGGACUGGGAGAUUAGUCAGGAUCAAGGGAAAGAUUAAUGGAGCAAAGUACAGAGAGAUCCUUGAUGGAAACCUGCUCCAGAGCGCUCAGGACCUCAGACUGGGGUGAAGGUUCACCUUCCAACAGGACAACGACCCUGAGCACACAGCCACGACAACACAUGACUGGCUUCGGGACAAGUCUCUGAAUGUCCUUGAGUGGCCCAGCCAGAGCCCGGACUUGAACCCAAUCAAAUAUCUCUGGAGAGACCCCAUCCAACUUGACAUAGCUUGAGAUGAUCUGCAAAUAAGAAUGGGAGAAUCUCCCCAAAUACAGGUGUGCCAAGCUUGUAGUGUCAUACCCAAGAAGACUCGAGGCUGUAAUCGCUGCCAAAGGUGCUUCAACAAAGUACUGAGUAAAGGGUCUGAAUACUUAUCUAAAUGUGAUAUUUCCGAUAAAAAAUAAAAAUAAAAAUACUGUUUUUACUUUGUCAUUAUGGGGUAUUGUGUGUAGAUUGAUGAGGGGGGAAAAAACAAUUUAAUCAAUUUUAGAAUAAGUCUGUAACGUAACAAAAUGUGAAAAAGGUCAAGGGGUCUGAAUACUUUCCAAAUGCACUGUAGCACAAACCCCUGAGGUUCCUUAUUGCUAUUAUAAACUGGUUACCAACGUAAUUAAAACCAAUAUAAAGUUAUUUUUUUGUCAUACUCGUGGUAUUGGCUUUCAGCCAAUCAGCAUUCAGGGUUCAAACCAGUUCAUAAAAUACAUUUUAGCCUGCUUGUACACAUAGAUUCAAAGGGUUCAAACUAAAGUCUGUGAAAAUGUCCUAGCUAAUCAGAAGGGUGUGUUUUGAGGAUAAUUGAUAUACUUUAGGAUGUGUUAUUAUGUACCACCCAUUUUCGAGUCGGUGCAGGCAAGAGAGACAGGUGUAAAUAAAAGGUUUGUUCAUAGACAAUGAAGCAAGCAGCUAGUAUGUUAUGUAGUCUUGGUGUAGUCCCUUGUUGAUACUUCUUUGUGUUUAGGGGUGUAGUUAUGGAGUUAUAUACUGUAGGCUUGUCACGAUACCAACAUUUUACAAACGAUACGAUACCAGGCCAAGUAUCAUGAUACCACAGAUACCACAGUGGAAAAAAAUCUGUGGCCUAGCAUCCUGUUCAACCCAUCCCCAGGACACUUGUUCACGCUUUCUAAACGUUCUCCAAAAACCUCACUGAAAUUCACACAUUGAAUUUAACUUCACACUGUUCAGUGUAUACUGUAAUAGAAUACUGCAUAGAUUGACUGAUUUGCACAUAUUUGGAAAGGCCUACCUGUGAUUUGGCUGGAGGAAUGGGAGGAAGGAAUAUACAUGCAUAAUGAUCUGCAUGUGAUUUUGUCAGUAAGGGGAAAAACACUGUAUGAAACCUUUAGUCUUCAGUUAACACAGACACACACACACACACACUCUGUCUCCCUCGCUCUCACACACAUACACACACUGCUCCCAACUUUUAAAACGUUAGGCACAAAACAGAAUUUAAGGAGCACCAGAAAGAAAGAUUUUUGAUAUAGUUUAGGUUUACUUUAGGCCUAUAUGAAUCCUACCUUUUGAAGCACAUCUCAUGAGUAGCAGACCCUUUUCCUUUCUUCCUGGGGCAAAUAAAAUUUGCCUGAACCUACUGUCAAGUUACCAGGUUGUUAGCUAGCUAGGUAACAUGACUGAACAACGUUGUUCGUUAUCAAACCAAUAAUUAGCGACCCUGGAUUAGUGUAAAACGGCCCGUGACAUGGUUUGUGAAAUUAUAUAAUAUGCCGAUAGAAAGAAAAAAGGUAUCUCUGGUAAUAUGGGUCAUUCUUUUAACGGUUUAGGCUAGAGACCAGUUGUUUUCUUUGAUGUAAAGCUGCAAGCAUGCCUGUCACAAAGCAGUGUUCCAUUUUCCCUCUCUGACACUCAGAGGCUGCAUGACCGUGAACUUGCUAGUCUACUUAGACUGGUCUGUGCUCUUGGUUAUAACAGGUGAUGAAAUGAUACAAUGUGUUAACUUUGCACGCUGCUCCAAUGUUACAAAUGUAACAACAGAAGACUCGUCUGGGUCUGCAUCCCCGCUUGCUAUCACUGCUAAAUUAUAUAUUUUUUAAACUGACGGCGGAAUAGACGCGCAUGAAGAGCGGACAGAGAGAAGCAGGUGAGUGAGGGCUGGUAGGGGAUGUAGCUGGCUGAUUACAGCUGCCACACAUGAUAUGCACAUGAAAGUGAAGUGGCUAUUAUUGGACCUGCACAUACAAGACUAGUGGCUGUUGCUUCAAUUCAACUGAAAUUAUAAACAGGUUCUUUAGAAAAAGUCAGUAGUAUAAUAUGAAAUGUUGCUACGAUAUUCUAAAAUGUUGGCUUCAUAAGUAUCAUGACGUUUUGGUAAUGGUAUACCAUGCAACACUAAUAUAUUGUGUGUCUGUGUGCGUGUAUGUUUUCAGAUCUUGGAGGAGGUAGAGAGGCGCAGGGAGAUCUGUCCAGCCCUAGUGUCCCCCUUCAUGCGUAGCGUCAUGGAGGCUCCUUUUCCCGCCCCUGGAUGCACCAUCACACUCAAGAGCUUCCUCCCAGGCUCAGGAAAUGAGGUGACACAAUCACACAACUAAGAGGACCUCUAGGACUCUAUGUAAAGAGUAACUACAGGGGGAGAUAGGGCAAAAGUCUGUCCUCUCCUCGACGACUCCUCUCCUCCGUCCCCCGGAAACUGAAAAGUGGUCUUAUGUAGGAGAGUGUCAAUUUAUGAAUAGGCGAACAGAGGAGUGUCUUCCUCUUCUCGAUAGCCUCCUCCCGCCAAGGAAGCACAAGUGUAUCCUCCCAGCGGCUAGCGUGUAAGUGUUUUAAAAUCCGCAACACCCCCUUUUAAUUAGCAGCUGUUUUCUCGAAGGAGAAAAGCAUGCACACAUUUAAAAAUGAUACACUACUUAUCCUUUUAUCUAUUAAAUGUCUUGCACAACUAGCUACAUUUAUUUUCCCUACUUUACACAUUUAUUUUGAGAUUCCACCCCUGUAAACAUAAUUUGCAUGAUUUGCUAGUAGAGGAGAGUCCCAUUUCAUACAAGCGCAUUUGCUUUCACGUUUCCUCUCCUCCCCUCCUCUCCUCGAUUACAUUUGACUUUUCAAAAGUAGGCAAGAAUUUGAGCAAAACAAAUUAAGAAUCUCCCAGGGAGUUAGGAGAAGUAAAAAGAGGAAGUGACACCUUUUAGUUAAGUUCCUACCUGGCUCUUUAUUGCAGACACUAUGUCAACAAUAUCUGCAAUUUCUCUGCCCAGCAAUCAACUGUUGUUGUAAGAGUUGUGUUUGGUCAAAUAACUGAGCAAUAGCCAACCUGUUUGUGUGUGUGUGUGUGUGUGUGUGUGUGUGUGUGUGUGUGUGUGUGUGUGUGUGAUCAGGUGCUGACGCUGUACCGGCCGGUAGACUCAAGGCUGGAGCACGUGGACUUUGAGAGCCUGCUGCAGUGCCUGAGUGUUGGGAGACUCCUACAGGUGUUUGCCUCUCUACUACUGGAGAGGAGGGUCAUCUUCAUUGCUGACAAACUCAGGUAAGGAGUUUCCUCUAGUACACACAGGUUCACUGUCAUCUCCAGCUCGGCUUGGGAGACAAUGGAAGGGCAGGAACAGCAUAGCACUGGUCCGGGGUGGAAUGUAUUGUGUGCUUUGCUCUUCUGUUGGUCGAUGUGAAAGUACAUAGUGUAGUCUUAGUGAACAGACCGUAUGGACUCCAUAUAUUUGACAUGCCUUGUCUGUAAAGUGGGUGCCUCUUCUCAGGAAUGUAACAUCUCUUCAUCCGUCUCUCCUCUCUUCAGCGUUCUGUCUCGUUGUGGCCAUGCCGCGCUGGCGCUGCUCUACCCGUUCACCUGGCAGCAUACAUUUGUGCCCGUGCUGCCCGCUAGCAUGCUGGACAUUAGCUGCUCUCCCACUCCCUUCCUCAUGGGGGCGCUGGCGCCCUGCCUGCCUGAGCUUCUGGAGCUGCCCAUAGAGGAGGUCAGUGACAAAGGUCACCAUCUGAUUCCCAGUGGCUAGUCACUAGAUGGCUAGGCUACAAAGGACAAUAUUUUCUAUUUCGUCAGAAUUGACGAGCAAGUAUCUGACUGAUUUAGUUCCUUGAUAAAGGGUUAGGGUUAUUUCAAAUUCUGUCGUGCACAGUUUAUCAGACUUAAAAGGUAGACUCAGCGAUAUGACGUAGAUGCAGAAAGUAAACAGCAUAGGGGGUCAAUUUCCACAACAACUAAGAGCGUUUAAGCCCGAGGUUCAACUUCUCUGCUGUUAGUGGUCCUAUGGCUACCACGCUGUAACAGCGUGACGUUAGCGAACCCUUGCACAUGCGCAGAUACUGUGGGUGACUGUGUGAGAGCAAAGUGUUGCAUCUCGCUCAUCUCAAUAUCUGCGGUGCUGCUCAUGGCAAUGUCAUUUCUCUGAGUCUACCUUUAAUAAAGUAUUUUAGUGCCACCUAAUGGUAAUUCUAUGAACGUCAUUACAGUAGGACUAACAAAAAACUGUGCAGUAUCAAUCUGCAAACAAUUACUAACAGUUAAUGGUAGAAAGUCUCUGAUGUAUAAUGUAAAGCCUAAUACAUUUGACCUGUGUUCAUUUUGUCAUUGAUAUUUUAAAGGUUCUGUCUCUGUUUUGCAUUCUAGGUGCUUAUUGUGGAUUUAUGCACGGACAAGUUUGUCAAACAGGUGUGUAUACUGGCUGUUGUAUUUAAUUGCAACUCAUGAAAGAUAGGUGUGGUUCCAAAACACAAGUGAAUAGGACAUGAGGAACACUUUGUCUGUGCAUGUCUGCGUUCCAUCCUUGACCUGGGAUUGUCUUUUGAAGUGACAAUGUUGAAUAUUAAUGCAACUUGAUGAUUUCAUACAACACAUACCAGAGCUUGACUUUAUCUUGGAUGUAAUCCAAGUUCACAUAGUGAGAGUAUUGAAUAGUAGUAGCUAUGGAAUUUUGCUUCUUUCUCACUCAGAGAUCCUAUUGGGCUGCUGAUAUUGAUGGCUAGUUUCUAUGACAACCAUUUUUAAUGCAUAGGUCAGGGAUGGGCAACUUUGAUUGGGUGGAGGCCACAAAAAAUCGGAACUCAUCAUGAGGGGCCGCAGUGGCUCGCAGGUCUGCAUACCCACAUAUGCAGUCAGAGCCGGCCCUAGCCUUUUGUGGGCCCUAAGCAACAUUUUGUUAGACUAACUUACCCAAUCUAAAAAUGUUUAGCUGACAUGGGCUAAUUGUGUUAUAGUCAGUGACUGACAUAACAAGAGAAAAACAGCUGAUGCACAACCAAAUUUAUAUUUUGCACCUUGUGUAUUCUACUAUUCUAACUCUCAACAGUAAUCCCCCACAAAAAAAAUUAUGUUUUUGCAGGCCGCCAGUUGCCCAUCCCUGGCAUAGGUGAAUAUACGGGUAGCCAGCUGCCUUGUUUCACAUCAGUAGUAGGCCAUCUCUUGCAUGAUGCGAGUUGCCCUGGGCUCUCCUGUUAACUACUCCUUGUUUCCAAGCUUGGUGAUGAGGACUGUAUCUUGCCAAGUAAGCUUCAGGCUGCACUGCUGCAGAUCCUGGAGGAGAGAGAGCAGAUACUGCGGCAAGAUGAAGGAGACUGCACAGGAGGUUUGAACAGCAAUCUAUUACUACAUAUCCAUCUUGAAAACAGCCUCGCAGCCGAAACGUUGAAAAAACAAUGACUCCUUUCAGUCCCCUUGUCUCUCUGUCCAUGUGUUGGAUAUAGGGUAAUUGUAUAGAAAGCCAAUUCUUGAAGCAUUCUUCACUCGCCUCUCCAUUUUAACACCAUCUACUUUAAGUAACUGUCCCCCUCCCUCCUAUCUGUCCUUCAGGUAGCGUAGCCUAGGGCGGCAGGUCAGUAACCAAAAGGGCUGGUUCGAAUACCUGAGCCGUCAAGAUGACGUGUUCUUGUGCAAGGCACUUAACCCUAAUUUGCUCCAGGGGCGCCGUACUACUAUGGUUGACCCAGUAAAACAUCACAGUUCACUGCACCUAUCAGGUGUAUGUGACAAUAAAACAUGUAUUCCCUGCAGGCCAGCAGUGUGGGCUGAGCUCCCUGGUGUCGGAGGCCUUUGUGCAUUUCUUUGUGGAGCUGGUGGGCCACUACUCCCUCCACAUUGGCGAGAGCAGCGCCAGCCGGACUCGGGAGCUGCAGAGGGAGAGCUUCCGCAAGUCCCACCCCUCCCGCGGGGCCCGCCAGUUCCUGCAGCUCUUCAUGGACACACAGAUGUUCGCCGGCUUCAUCCACGACAAGGAGCUGCGCAAGGGAGGGGGCAAAGGUCAGGGAGGGGCCUAUCAGUGGCCCUGUUGUUGGAAUAUUUUGAGAAUGCAUUCUUCCUUCCUCUAAGUAAUCACCUCUUAUCUGACAUGACAGUCUGGGCUGGUAAAAGCAGUUCAUAAACACCUAAAUGUAUUUCCUUGCGUGCCUUGUACUAUGCUGUUUUCUCCCCCUCCCACAGGGCUUUUUGAAUUUAGAGCUGCAGAAUAUCUGGCCUCAAACCCUGAAUCUAGCGGGUUCCUCAAGGGACUCAAAGGACUCGGUUAG